This is a messenger RNA of Amoebophrya sp. A120, 3427 nucleotides long. The record is from the annotation of a GenBank genome assembly. NCBI's taxonomy places the organism in Eukaryota, Dinophyceae, Syndiniales, Amoebophryaceae.
UUCAAACUUGUGUAUAUGUAUUCACAAGAGAUCAAUUACUGUCACAAUUUUUCUCUAAGACGCAGCUUUUUCUUUCGCGAUUCGUCUGCGUAGAUCGUCGCAUAGUUGUGUGACCGGAACAAGCGCUUGAAGAUGAUUGGCGUGAACAAUUCGAAGAAGCCGGAACCUCCGGAGGAGGUGCGUAUCGACGGGAAGCGUAUGACAGAAAAGCGCAAGGAGAAACUUCUGGCAAUCCAAAAGCGGGAACAGAUGAAGGAUGUGUUGAUCGAACGGUUCAAAGAAAGGUAAGUAUGUAGGUAUGUACUUAUCAGCACAAAAAUAAAACACUCCAGGCUGAAAAUUUCCAGUAUCUGCUGAAAUGCACGAGAUCGACCGUUCUGGAGGAAUCACAUGUGGUUCAAAUAUGAAAUGCUUCGAAAAGAAUCGGAUUAAUGAAGUUGAGCCUCAGCUUGAACUUGAGCCAUAUUGAAAUGACAGGGUGAAUGGUGGUGCUGAGCUGACGGAAGCGGAAAAGAAGCAGAAUGAACAAGUGGUUCGCUCCGAGGUCGAGGCCUUUAUGGAUGGCGCUUCCAUUACGGAAAACAACCUGAAGCGGUUGGAUAAGAAAAUUCGCACCAAAACUUCGGGUAUAGAAAGCACUGUUGCAUACUCGUGCAUCCUUUUGGCCUGUGAUAAACAUGAACUUGAACCGACGUCAGAUUUAUUUUGCUGCUUAAAUGACGGAAAGACAAAGAUGAAGAUCAUCAUCAUGCUCUGUCUGCCAACGCUUGUGACCGACUUUUCGGUAUUAAGGUACCAGCGGCAGCGCACUGGAGGCGGAGAAGUAUUCCAUCGUGAGUGGAACGAAAAGUGGGUCGAAGUUGUCCGCAUCAAAUGUCUCGGCCGCCGGAGCCGGUGGCGCGGAGAAAGAAUCCUCUGUGUAAGAACGUGAUUGUUUUUCUUUCACUUUUACGGUUACUGAGGGUUUUUCAUAAAAAAUUACGAUUACCCAUUUUUUCCAAUUUCGACACACACAUUCCUCUUGAUUGCCCAUCCGACGCUGACCACAUCUGCUCUGCAGGGUGGCGGACUGGCGUGUGUUGGACGAAUUUGCGUUGUUCAAGGAGGAGCAGUCCGUAGUGGCGCAGCGCGUCCGGAAGGUGGAGAGCGGCAAAAAGGUCCGAUCCGCGCUGGGAAAGCAAGUGGCGGAACAAAAAGGUCUAAAAAACGCUGACAAAGCCGCGGAUCGUCGUUGGUACGCCCUCGCCCUGGAGGACGUCGAGCGUUACGAGAAGGAGGAAGCGGCUAAGGCCGAUGAGGUAUAGUACUUCUGAUUGACCGGUCUCAUCCCGACGAGGACUCUUGCAGAUGAAGAAACUUCAACCGAAAGUGACGUACUUUUUCCACUGAGACAGAGAACAAAGCUCCUGUCAGUUUUUUUUUUUUUUUUUGUAUCUAUAAACAACCCAAGAAUGCCAAUGCGGACUUCGAUAAUAACUACAGUUGCAUCGGCGUGGACAACUCGAGAAGCAGCUGCGAGACGAGCAACUGGAUAACGAGGAGAAGGCGCGCGCGGAAGCCAAGCGGGUAGACGGCGUCCUGGACCGGUUGACGAAGCAACGGUGCAAGGAAGAGAUCGAGGCUGAGGAGCGAAAGGCAAACAAAAUCCGGCAGGAACAACGGGACUACAUGGCCAGGGUCCAAGCCGAAAACGUGAUCGAUCAGCAGCGGCGAGCAGAGGAAAAAUUGCGCUUGCUCGGUAGUGAUUUGUUCUCGGCGAAGAUCUUGAUAGAUACAGCACUCUAGUCGCAAAACAUCUUGUUGCUCCUUUGGACCACUGAUUUUUGAGACCUGCUCCGCAGGAAAAUCUUUUCGUUCGAGUUUCGUGUAGUGGUCCAGUCCAAUGUUGUUCAUUCGAAUUUUUACAAGAGGAAAAAAACGGAACUCAGAGCAAGAUCGGCUGCUGAUGAAGCAAAGCAACGAGAGGCAGGACGAGGAGGAGCGCCGGCGACAGGCCGAGAAAGACGCCCGGGUUGCGCGGAACGAGGCGAGCGCUGCGCGCAUGGCAAGUACCGUGAUGGCGGUUCAGGACGCCGCCUUGGCAGCAGCGGAGGCCCGGGCAGAGGAGGAAAACCGACGGACCAACGAACGCGCGGCGAAAGCCGAGAAUGAUAAAGCAGCGUACCUGCAGCGUCUGCGCGUCGAAACCAAGGAUUACCAUCUGAAACAAAUGGCCGACAAACGCGAAGUCCAACGACAGGAGCGCGAGGAAGCCCGGCUUAUGGUGCUUGUUUUCGACUCUUGAUCUUCAAUAAUCAUACUAGCGGCUAGUAUUUUUGACCCAAUCGUAGUCUACAAAUACAAGCAAUUGCAAAGCAUGAUAUAGUAAUGUAUCACCCCGUCCGCUAACUUCAGCUCGAACGCAGCAUCCAGGGGGACAACGAGCACGCAGCGUCUGAGCGCUUGAAGAUGCGGGAGUUGCGGAAGCGGGAGCUGGGAAACCAGGCCGAGCUGUCGCGAAUGAUGCACGAGAAGGGCGAGCGUUUGCGGGAGGUGGAGAUGAGCGAGACCGAAAAGAAGAUGAAUCGCGAGCUGAUGAAGCAGGUGAACAAACAGCUGAAGGACGCCGGUCGCAAGCCCGUAUCCAUCCGGAGCCCACCGAAAAAGGAAGUCGAUCCGGAAGUUGCGAUUCGCUUCGGGCUCAAAGUGCCAGACAUCUAACAAGCCGCGUCAUUUGUUUGUUUCGAGUCUCUAAAUUUUGUACAAAUCCAAUUUGACGAGGUGAAAUAAGCAAAAAAUACCAUUGGCUUCCUGUACAAAGAAAAUCUACUUUUGAAGAUGAAUUUGCUUGUGAGCGGCUAUGUUUGUUGUACAUUGAGCUUCACGAAGAUUCGAAGUAGACUGCACGUGGAAAAACUGAAAAACUAUCACCGUGAUAUAAUGAAUUUACCAAUACAGUAGGUUUGAAGUUGAACAGCAAAACUGUAAAAUCAAAACUCCGAUGAAAAACUUGUUUUUGGAAUUAUGCUGCGUAUCUGUGCCUGAAAAAAUGUAACAAAUUGCUACAAUUGUGGGUAGUGCUCGGACAUUCUUGUAUUAACCGUGCUGCUGGACCAGCUAAUCCUCUUGUAAAUUACAUCUUCGCUGUGGAAUUCAACCUUUUUGCGUGCGCUAAUCUUCCAAAAAAAGGACCGACGUGUAUGAUUGCAGUAUCUCUAAAUAACAAAGACCGAACAAAUCCGACGACGAUACCCUUUUCCGUGAAUCUUCCGUCCUCAACUACACUCUUGCCCCACCGAUUGAGUAAGUACCUCUGCGGAACGUAUUAGUGAAUAUGUGACGCAAGAAUCGAAAACCGGCAACGUGGCUGUGGUAUUACGGAAAAGAAUUGCUUCUCGCGGGGCUGCGCAGCGGCCUCAGCGAAUAGAACUGGUUUCGUGCUGAUGAG